This is a messenger RNA of Magallana angulata, 996 nucleotides long. Its product is annotated as microtubule nucleation factor SSNA1-like. The transcript is spliced from 3 exons. The record is from RefSeq and is a predicted model, not a curated record. The coding region runs from base 106 to 456 and encodes 116 amino acids. NCBI's taxonomy places the organism in Eukaryota, Metazoa, Mollusca, Bivalvia, Ostreida, Ostreidae. Gene Ontology annotation, cellular component: centrosome; ciliary basal body.
UGUGCACACAAAAUCGUGACGUUUACACAAACGUUGUUAUUAUCAACCAUUUCGACGGUUGAAACAAGUUCAGACGAGGAUCAAAACUGUGAAAAAACUUUAAAAAUGUCUCAACAAGGCGCUGCUUUACAGAGUUAUAAUAAUGAACUUGUAAAAUGUAUUAAUGAUCUGUGUGGAAAGAGAGAUGAACUCCAUAAACAGAUUCUCCAAGAAGAAGAAGAAAAACAAAAACUUCAAAAUGACAUUAGGAUACUCACGGAGAGGUUGGCCAAAGUAAAUGAAAGCUUAAGCAAAAAGAUGGCUUCAAGGAAUGAAUUUGAUAAAACAAUUGCAGAAACAGAGUCAGCAUAUAUGAAGAUAUUGGAAAGUUCCCAGACCUUACUGAAUGUUUUGAAGAGGGAAUCACAGACCCUGAGAGAAAAAACAGUUCCUGGUCAAAGAGCCGUCCAAUCGUAGUGUUCUUUGCUGACAGUGCUGAAAAUGGGUAUACAUUUGUGUAUGAUUUUAAUGACUGUAAGUUGAUAUUUUAUUCACAAAAAAAAGUCUGGAGGAAAUUCCUGAGAUCCUCACCUUAUUUUCCUUUGUAAUUUUGGGGAAAAAAACAAAAUGAUUCCAGGAAAAAAAAUUAAUACUGUGUGGAUUGAAUUUAUUUGUGGAUUUGUCACGUUUGGUAGUAUCAUUGUAAAAUACAUGUGUUUAGUUAUGUAGUAUACAAUGUUGACCAAUGAUUUGUCUCAAUUUCCACACUGUGUAUAUAAUUUGCUUGGAACAUGUAAAUAAAUAUACACCCAUUAUUUUUACUUCAGUGAUAGAUUCAUUGCAUUUUCUUUUUUCCACAAUGUUUUUUUUAGAUAUAUUAUUGUAUGUGUACGUGCACAUCAAAAACAAACACAAUUAUCUUUUGAAGAAAUGGUUUUUCCAAUGCAUUUGAACUUUUGUUGUUGAAUCACUUGUAAUUGAGAGUAUUUGAGAGUAAAAAUAAACAUUUUGAAUUUA